This is a messenger RNA of Haplochromis burtoni (Burton's mouthbrooder), 3792 nucleotides long. RefSeq lists its product as uncharacterized. The record is from RefSeq and is a predicted model, not a curated record. Bases 53 to 3766 code for a protein of 1237 amino acids. NCBI's taxonomy places the organism in Eukaryota, Metazoa, Chordata, Actinopteri, Cichliformes, Cichlidae. Gene Ontology annotation, molecular function: GTP binding; GTPase activity. The transcript has 9 exons.
GGAAUUUAAAGAUGAAGAUGCAAUUGGUGAUGAAACCCCUGAAACAACAGAAAUGUCAGAAACAGAGGCUACAAGACCUGAAGAAUUACUGCAAAGAAACGAGCGUGACGUUUGUCUGUCUGUGCCACAUGACACCUCCAUGUUUAAAGUGUCUACACCUGCUUAUUCUCCUGACAUACAGAGCCCAACUGCAAAGAGUUAUUCUGAGAUUAGCCUGGACAGUUUAAUUUCUGAAAGUGAAAACCUUAAGGAAGAUAAAAAUCAGACAACCUUUAAUGUGAUUUCAGAUAAACCAUUGGAAUCUGUGAUGGAAGAAGUGGUUAAAUCUGAAACUGCUCUGACUGAAGAAGUCAAAGAUCCUCAUCACCCUGAUGGCAACCAAGCUAAACAGCACUUUGUGACUCAGGAAAUCAAGGGAGGUGAUGUUCCAAAAACUAAAGACAGCGGAGUCCCUCUACAAACUCGACUCUCAUUAACAACUCCACCUUUUGAGUCCCAACUUCAGGACAAUACUGUGAGCACAGAUAAGCAAACCCAUACUGUCACCGAAUCCAGGGGAAAUAGAAGAAAAAUGGGAUCCACUCGCAGAAUAAAAGGAAGACAGCGUGAUAAGGAAUUUAAAGAAGAAGAUGCAAUUGAUAAUGAAACCCCUGAAACAACAGAAAUUUCAGCAACAGAGGCUACAAGACCUGAAGAAUUACUGCAGGAAAACAAGCAUGAUGUUUCUCUGUCUGUGCCACAUCAUGAAAAGUCCUUUAAAAAUCAAAAUGACGGAGAUACUAAAGUGAUUAAUGAUAAACCAGUGCAGGCUGGGAUGGAAGAAGUCAAAAAAGAUCAGCACAUAAAACUUUUAGGGCAGGAUGGAAAUUUACCCAGCAAUAUUUUGUUAAGUGGAACAACAGAUUGUACCAUUGCAGUUGAGAUAACAACUGACCAAACCAGCCCAAGAGAAAGCACUGAAGUUGAAUGCAGUGUUGCACAAGAAACAUUUUUAGCAUCUCAAAAUGUGUUGACUACAAAUAGGGAACAACAUGAGCAUUGCAACCCAAUUGAGGUCACCAAAGCUAAGCAGUCAGAGGGUGCAUUAAUGCAUCAGACUGACUGCAGCGCAAGUACAGAGAGUCACCAAACAUCCUUAUCUGAAACAAAUAUCUCUUUGGACUUCCACCAUCAGGAUAAUUCUCAGGACAUUACAGAAAUUCACACACGCCUCAGCCAUACAGGGAAUAGAAAGAAAAUGGGUUCAAGCCAAAGAAAUAAAGGAAGACAGGGUGUCAAGGACCCUGAUGCAUACCAGGAACCUAAAGAUGACAUUUUAGAAAAACCCACAAGUAAUGACAAACUCAGAACAAUUGACAUGUCACCAGCAACAGAUAUAACAAAGGAGGAAGAAGAAAAAGACCUCAUAUCCAUUGACAAAGAAGUGCAGAUUAGCUCAACAGCAAAAGAAGGCAAAAAUAAAGAAAAGUUGUUGGAGGAAUAUGCAUUUUUCUCACAGAAUAAUAUGGAUAGCAAUACAGAUGGACUUCUCAAAUCUAACAAAGAUUUCAAUGAGGAAAAUAAAGUUGUUCAAGAUGCUAUGAAUUUAGAUCAGCUUACAGGAUGUGACACAAUUACAAAGCACCUGAUGCAAUCACCACAAGCCUCAGUUUGUGAAAUUCCCUCAGACAUGCAGCAUACCUCAUAUCAUGCUGGCAUCGAAGGCUCUAGCUCUCUGAAGGUGCUUGAUAAAGAAGAAGCAUUGGAGGCAAUGGAUGCAAGCAACGGCCAGCAAGAACAAACUCAAUCAGGUAACAGAAAUACUUUCCAAAUAAAUCCACAACAGAAGAAGAGAAAGAUAGGUUCUUCUCGCAGGAGUCAACUCAACAGAAAAAAAGAGGAAGAAACAGACAACACAGAUGAAACCAAGGAAAGUGACUUUCACACCGAAGCUGACGUGAGGAAUACUGACAAGUUGGACGUGGUAGAGUUACCGUUAACUACAGAUAUACCACAAAAUGAAACUGCACAACCGUUAUUCUCUGCUGUUCAUAAACAACAGGAAGCUGCUGAAACCUUUUCUGUACCAAGCAGUACAGAGAUCAAUGUGAUACCAGUAGUAGAAGAUUUUAAGGCCCCUCUUCCUGAACAGUUUUCCUCUCUCCGUGAAGAAACUAUCAGUCUGGUUACACACGUUAUCACAGGUGGUGUAAGAGAAGUUAUUGUGGAGCCGCCACAGCUAGACAAUUUUACAAACACUGAGACACAAAUAACCACUGUGGUCACGGGUAGAAGCAGACGCUCCAUAAAUCAGCUGCUGCCCCCAAAUACCGAGGCUGCCACAGACACUGGCAUAGCAGAAGAGAGCUUAGUGUCUUUUGGUGAGGCCAGGCAAAAUACACAUAGCGAUGAGGAAAGGCCAGAGAGCAUAAAAGAAGUACAAGAUCAAGAUGCUAGUGAGAAAAAUCCAAGCAACUUGAAUGAAGGAGCUCAUAAUAAAACUCAAGAGAUGAGGAGUGAAAGUCCAAAUUUACAUUUGAGCAACCAGAGAAGAAAGAUGGGCUCCACCCGCAGGAAUCUUGGAUCCAGAAACAAAGAAGAGCUCCAUCAAAAACAGGAGGUGGAUAACGAAGCAAAGGAGACUGGAGCAGACAUCGGGGAAACUGAAAGUGUCUCCAGAAUCAAAGAAGAAGCACUUCAGCUUCACACAGAUCACAAAAACAAUGAUGGCGAACAAGGAAAACAGAAAGUAUUUGAAACAGUGGAAAUCAGCCCUCCGGGUCAGUCUAAAUUCAAACCUCUGCCUGAGCAAACAGUUGAAGAGAGGCCUGUUUCCCAAGACCAGCUAGCAGAAACAGAACAUCACACUGCAAAUGACCUCCUGUCUACAUCCUUAAAAGAUGAUUUUGUGUCAGAAUCAACAUCUGGAGGGAGGAGAAGAAAAUUGGGAUCUAACCGAAAGUCCCGUGGACAUCAGCGUAUAGAAGACAAAACAGGAGAGGGCACAAUAAUAGAUGAUCAAAGUGGGACAGAUGCCAGAAUUUCAGAGGUUGGAAAAUGUGAUAAGAAACCAUCAUCAGGCCUCUCAAAGAGUGAAGAGCACUCAGAGACUGUGAGUGAGAAGACUUCAGCCCAACCUUGUAAUGCUGGAAUCUUUCCUGUUAAAGAGAAUCAAACAUUUUCUCUGGUUGGUAAUCCGGGAGUGGUAGACCCCAAAUCAAAGCGCUACAAUGUGGUAAUGAUUGGAGACAGCAGUGUGGGAAAGACCUCCUUCAUGAAAAGAGCUCAAAGUGGGAAGUUUUCUUUAGAUAUACCUUCCUCAAUCGGCCUGGAUUCGCUGAUGUGGCCUGUUGUAAUAGAUGGAAAGCCUAUGAUACUACAGCUAUGGGACACAGCAGGUCAAGAAAGGUUUCACAGUAUCACCAAACAGGUCUUCCACAAAGCCCAGGCCUUUCUCUUGAUGUAUGACAUCACCUCCACCAAUAGUUUUUCCGCAGUCAGUUACUGGGCAAACUGUAUUCAGGAGUCUGCUGCUGAAAAUGUGACUGUUUUGCUUCUUGGAAACAAGAGCGACUGCUCAGAACGACGGGUUAAAACUCAUCAGGGGGAAAUUCUUGCUAAGGAAUAUGACUUUGAGUUCAUGGAGUGCAGUGCUGCCACGGGUGAAAACGUGAUCCAGUCUUUGGAAGUUGUAGCCAGGAAGCUGAGUCAAAGAAUUGACUCAAGAGAAGAAGCCACAGUGUUGCACAAAGAGCCAGAACAGAAAAAAAACUCAAGAUGUUGCUGAACAAAUGUGUUUGUCUUAAAAAAAAA